This is a messenger RNA of Adelges cooleyi (spruce gall adelgid), 3251 nucleotides long. RefSeq names its product Y+L amino acid transporter 2. NCBI's taxonomy places the organism in Eukaryota, Metazoa, Arthropoda, Insecta, Hemiptera, Adelgidae. Bases 403 to 1854 code for a protein of 483 amino acids. The record is from RefSeq and is a predicted model, not a curated record. The transcript has 13 exons. Gene Ontology annotation, biological process: amino acid transmembrane transport. Gene Ontology annotation, molecular function: L-amino acid transmembrane transporter activity. Gene Ontology annotation, cellular component: membrane.
AUUGGCAGUAUCCUGGCAAUCCAUGACAUAGGCGUUGUCGUGGCGCGGCAGCGGUGGCGUCGAGGAAAACCGAGAAAAGUGGACUGCCGGAGUGGUCCGCGUUACUCAGUAACCGAACCGUUGAGCGGCAGACUGGACGGCGCCCAAACGAAAAAUCAACGUUUUCUACUAUAUUCACCAGCGCACGCGAUUUAUAACCAUCACAUCAAAACGACGAACAAAAGAAAUUACAAUUUAAAAUAAUUCGAAUAAUCACCAUAGUUAGUUAUCGUUUGCACAACAACAACCGUGAGGACUUAUAGCAAAUUCAACCUAGCCCCCGACUCGACGUCCAAAUUGUCGUGUCUAGAUUGUUAUAAACCUUACUAAUGGAUCUCCUUUAGUAAACACAAAAUAAAAUAAAUGGGCGCCAAACGUAAAGCCGAGGCGGCCGCCGCCGGUCCGAACGAAGACGACGGAGUUCGACUUAAAGCCAAAAUGAGUUUAUUGAAUGGCGUUACCGUUAUCGUGGGCAGCAUUAUCGGAUCCGGAAUAUUUAUAUCGCCAUCCGGAGUAUUGCUCAAUACCGGAUCUGUGAACGCAUCUUUGGUUGUGUGGGUCAUAUCUGGCUUGUUCUCAAUGGUUGGUGCUUACUGUUACGCAGAAUUAGGAUGCAUGAUAUCCAAGUCUGGAGCUGAUUACGCGUACAUCAUGGAGACGUUCGGCCCGUUUUUGGCGUUCAUGCGACUAUGGGUCGAAUGCAUGAUCGUCAGACCAUGUUCUCAGGCUAUUGUCGCACUCACCUUCAGUUUGUACGUCUUGAAACCCAUGUACACAGACUGCGAUCCUCCUACCGAGUCUACGCAACUGCUAGCUGCUUGUUGUAUAGUAAUAUUGACGUUUGUCAACUGUUGGGAUGUUAAAUGGGCAACACGAGUACAAGACAUAUUCACCUACGCUAAAUUGUUAGCUCUCAUGGUCAUUAUAACAACAGGAGUGUAUCAACUAGCUGCAGGACAUACCGAACAUUUUACAUUUGAAAAUACAAAGACCGAAGUUACCUCAAUUUCGCUUUCAUUUUACUCCGGACUUUUUGCUUACAACGGAUGGAAUUACUUGAAUUUCGUGAUCGAAGAAUUAAAAGACCCUAUAAGAAACCUACCAAGAGCAAUUGCAAUAUCGUGUGUCCUCGUUACUGUAGUGUAUGUCUGCACCAAUAUAGCUUUUUAUACCACUCUGUCCCCACAAGAAGUAUUAAAUUCGGAAGCUGUGGCUGUUACAUUCGCUGAUAGACUUUACGGUCCCAUGGCUUGGACAAUACCCGUAUUUGUUGCAUUGUCAACAUUUGGUGCAGUAAAUGGUAUAUUACUGACAAGUUCAAGGUUAUUUUACGCUGGCGCGUGUGAAGGUCAAAUGCCACAAAUUCUAACAAUGAUUCAAAUUAAACGGUUGACGCCAGCACCAGCUGUUAUUUGCAUAUGUGCCCUCUCGUUGAUAUACUUACAAAUUUCUAACAUCAAUGCCCUUAUAAACUACGUAGGAUUUGCUACAUGGCUAAGCAUUGGAGUAUCGGUUUUAUGCAUACCUUGGCUCCGAUGGACUCAGCCUCAUCUUAAUAGACCCAUCAAGGUUAAUAUGAUGUUUCCAGUAAUUUAUAUUGGUGCAACACUUUUUGUUACCGUAGUUCCGAUCAUUGCAAGCCCAGUUGAAACAGGGUACGGUUGCUUAAUGAUAUUAAGCAGUAUACCAGUUUACAUUGUUUUUAUUUAUUGGAAAAAUAAACCCAGAAUAUUCAACAAGAUUGUCGGAUGUAUAACCCGCUAUCUCCAAAUGAUAUUAAUGGUGUCUGCGGCAAAAUCGCCAGCAAAAGUUUAAAAUGUCCUUACUACAACAUAUUCCAACACGUACUAAUGAACCACUACUAGCUCUUAUCUUUCUUUUUUCUUUUAUCCGGCUUCUAAGAGAAGAAGAAGAUAUUAUUAGUUAUAGCUAGUGGUUCAUAAGACUAGCUAUUAAUUAUUACUGUUAUUAUAGAUAUUAUAAAACCUAAUCUACAGCCAUAUAUAACAUAAUUUUAGUUAAAUAACUACAUAAUAUAAUAUUGUAACUAAGUAGUGUAUUUAUGACCGUUUGCGCAAAUUAUAUUUAAAAUUUAAGGGUAGUUUAACUAUACCGAAACUAUAAGUUAAAGUCUGCAUAUAUUUUAAGUAUAGUUGGUGCAAAGACCUUUGCUUUGCAAAGAAGAAUUUUAAAUUAAUUUUCAGACAAUAUGGAAGCUAACUUUUGUUGAUACAUUUAUUUUUUCCAAUGUUAUUGAUUUUAUAAUUUAUAUUGUUAUAACUAUUUAUUGUUGACGUGAUUUUGAAGCAUGAAGGUUUUUCUAACCAAAUAAUUUAUACUAUCUUUAUAAUGUAAAUAUAUAAUUUAGAUUUUAAGUUAUAAUAACGGUUGAAUAUUUUUAGUCCUUAUCAGUAUUUAAACAAGACAAUAAUUAUUUUAUUAUCAAUACGAAUUGAUUUUUUUUUUAACAAAAAAUGUUAUUAAUUUUUUUUAUUGUAAUUGUUUUUUUUAUAAUAUGUACCCCGUUUAUACCUACAACUUUGCAUAAUGCAUGUUACCCUUGAACAGGCUGUGUCCAAAAAGGAUUUGCUUAUAUAUAUUAGAAUUUAUGAUGCAAGUGUUUGUAAUUCGUUGCAUUUUUAUAUUAUUUAUACUUAUCUAUUGUUAUAAUCAAUAUACACAUAGACUAUAAUAAUAAUAAUAUAGGUUACCAACAUAAGAUAUAUUGUUCAUUCCACAUAAUAAUUUAAGGUUUAAAAAAUAUGACUGUAUAAUACCUAAAUAUUAUAGAAUAAUGUGUGUACCACAAUACUAAGAAAGUCGAGAGAUAAACUGUACUCAAUACUUAUUAUAUAAUGCCUAUAUAUUAUUGUUUCAAUAUAGGUAAUAUUGUAAGUACUUAGAAGUCAUUGGAAAUGUAAUAUUUACAUUUAUACAGUAUUAUUUGUAAUAUAUAACUGAUAGGUUGUUAAAAUAAUAUGGUUUCAAUAAUUAUAAGACUGAAAAUCAUGCAUUUUAUUUUAAUUAUUUGUUUUCAAACAAAAUAACUAGGUCAAAAUAUGGAUUUAAAAUUUUUUUUUUUAAAUAGGUAUACAAUAAAAAUAAUAUAAAUUAAGUUUUAAGACGUUUUUACAAAAUUAUAAUUAUUUUCUUGACGCCUAAAAUCAAAACUACUUUGGAUUCUAUACAAUAAUAAAAUAUUACUUAAAUUA